UCAAGCCUGCAAUUAGGUCGUUUAUCUGACGAAGUUGGUGACCCCUACUGUCCGACUCGAGAGCACCGUAUGAGUGCUUUGCAUCCUGGGGUAAGCCACUGGAACCAACCCAAGAAGCAGGUCUUUCUCUCUCAACUCCACCUGGACGCUAACAGUCCUAACGAUAGUCUCAGUGGAAGCAGUAGUAACCAGAGCACCUGGAUCAGACGAGCAGGAAAGACAGCCCAGCCUGACUUGGGAAAGCAUCAAGAAAAUGCAAAGACGGCCUCAGGGAUUGCAAAAGUCGAGCACAUUCGUUUUCAAGAUGGUUCGAAAAAUAGAAUAAUUUGUUCUCAUCCUGGUGACCAUCAAUCGCGAAGUAAAAUGGACCCAAAGGCAGGAUGGCACAGGAGAGGAGCAGUAAUGACAUCAAUAAAUACAGAUGCAAAAGAAAGAGUACCGUUUGAGACCGUGCAAACUAAACCAACACCCUAUACUGGCCAUCUUCAGGUACCCAGUCGACAAAUGAAUCAACAUCAUUACUCUUGGUUGAUUUCCAACCAGAUUAACCAGCGCUCCACUGUACAGCCGCUCUGA
Molecule: messenger RNA, 576 nt
Organism: Protopolystoma xenopodis
Lineage: Eukaryota; Metazoa; Platyhelminthes; Monogenea; Polystomatidea; Polystomatidae
Source: the annotation of a GenBank genome assembly